CUCCUCUGCUAUCCAUCCCAGCCUCGUCGCCGCCUCUCCUCUCCUCGCCGGAAACACAAAGAAACGUUUCUUGUUUACAAACCAUGUCUACGCCUUCUCCGCCGACCAUCUCCGGCGCGACGGCGGCCGCGCCGUCGCAGCUGGCCAUCAGCAACGGGGUGCUCCUCGCGGCGGUCAUCUUCCUCUUCAUGGUCGUCGUCUUCGUCUUCCUGCUCUACCUCUACGCCAAGCGCUUCCUGGGCGUCAACCCCAUGCUGCACGGGCCCUCCACGCCCUCCUCCCGCUUCCUCUUCGUCGGCGACUCCCCGUUCCCGCGCCGCGGCCUCCCCGCCGCCGUCCUCCGCUCCCUCCCCGUCUCCGUCUACGCCGCCGCCGCGGGCAAGCACGCCGACGCGCUCGAGUGCGCCGUGUGCCUCUCCGAGGUGGCCGACGGCGAGAAGGUGCGGGACCUGCCCAAGUGCGCCCACCGCUUCCACGUCGAGUGCAUCGACAUGUGGUUCCACUCCCACGACACCUGCCCGCUCUGCCGCGCCCCCGUCGGCGCCGACGCCGACGGCCUCCCGCGCGUGCCCCGCGAGGACCCCGCCACCGUCGACUUCCCCGCCUUCCCGACCAACAUCCUCUUCUGGGGCACCCGCGACGACGACAGCGUCGCCAACACCGGCCUCGGGAUGCCCGCCGCCUCUUCCACCACAAGACCCUCGGCGGCGUCCGGGCGCAGGAACGAGAACCUGGUGAUCGACAUCCCACACCGUCAAAUGGCGGUCGGCGCCUCGUCGCCGCUGCCGGCGAGCAGGAUGCCGGGCACCGCCGCCGACGACCUCAGGUCCCCCAUGUCCGCGCGCCUCCGCUCGCUGCGCCGGCUGCUCAGCAGGGGCAAGCAGGCCAUGGUGGGCACCUCCUCCUCCAGCCCGCGCGGCGGCGGCGACAUCGAGCAGGGCCUCGCCGGGCGCCCGCCCAAGACGCCAAAGACGCCUCCGUCGUCGAAUUGAUUCCGAGCUCCGUAGUAUAUGACCAACAGCUCUCAGACGCAUUGGCGCGGCUCGCCGAUCACCGGAGAGUCUAUACAUACAUACAUGUGUUCAUUCUUUCUUCUUCUCCUUCUUUUUUUCUUCUUUUCUCUUUUGAUGACAAUAGAAGUUUGGCCAGAAAUUCUGGUAUAAACCAAAGAUGCUGGCAUUGGUGUUAAUUGAUUCAUUGGAGGGUAAUUGAUGGACUUGUUCA
Molecule: messenger RNA, 1224 nt
Organism: Lolium rigidum
Lineage: Eukaryota; Viridiplantae; Streptophyta; Magnoliopsida; Poales; Poaceae
Product: RING-H2 finger protein ATL3-like
Exons: 1
Coding region: 84-992 (302 amino acids)
Source: RefSeq, a predicted model, not a curated record